CAUCGCUUCCGCCCCGGUACCGUUGCGCUCCGUGAAAUUCGUCGUUAUCAGAAGUCUACGGAGCUCCUCAUCCGCAAGCUCCCAUUCCAACGUCUUGUGCGCGAGAUCGCACAGGAUUUCAAGACCGAUCUCCGCUUCCAAUCCUCUGCUGUUAUGGCACUCCAGGAAGCCGCCGAGGCUUACCUCGUCUCGUUGUUUGAAGAUACGAAUCUCGCAGCUAUUCACGCCAAACGUGUCACCAUUCAACCUAAAGACCUCGCCCUUGCUAGACGCCUACGUGGAGAGCGAUCAUAA
This is a messenger RNA of Suillus discolor, 294 nucleotides long. Its product is annotated as histone-fold-containing protein. NCBI's taxonomy places the organism in Eukaryota, Fungi, Basidiomycota, Agaricomycetes, Boletales, Suillaceae. The annotation marks the transcript as partial. Gene Ontology annotation, molecular function: protein heterodimerization activity; structural constituent of chromatin; DNA binding. The record is from RefSeq and is a predicted model, not a curated record. Gene Ontology annotation, cellular component: nucleosome. The transcript is spliced from 2 exons.